Messenger RNA from Thyridium curvatum, 2457 nucleotides. RefSeq lists its product as uncharacterized. Gene Ontology annotation, molecular function: SNARE binding. Gene Ontology annotation, cellular component: exocyst. The transcript has 2 exons. Gene Ontology annotation, biological process: exocytosis; exocyst localization. Bases 1 to 2457 code for a protein of 818 amino acids. The record is from RefSeq and is a predicted model, not a curated record. NCBI's taxonomy places the organism in Eukaryota, Fungi, Ascomycota, Sordariomycetes, Thyridiales, Thyridiaceae.
AUGCGGCACCAGCCACAGUUGCGAAUGAAGCUUACCCAAACCGCAUGUCCCGGCUUCGCGCAUGAGCCUCUCUCGAAUCAACCCGGCGUGUUGCAAGUGUUGUUGACAUGCAGUCAGUCCUGCUUCUCUGAGCACGGGCAAAGGAGAGACAGCAGCAGCAGCAGCAGUGACCACCCCGCCGCUGCUGCCGCCGCCGCCAUCAUGGACGCGCCACCCGUCAAGCUCGCCGAGCUGCUGCGGCACCCGGACGACCUCGACAAGAUCCCCGCACUGAAGCUCGAGUUUGCACGCAAGAAGGGCGCCAUCGACUCGCAGCUCCGCGGCGGCCUGCGCGACCAGCUCGAGACGACGCAGGGCGGCAUGACGGGCCUCGCCGACGGGCAAAAGGCCGUCCAGCAGAUCAAGGACGAGAUGAUCAAGAUCGACAAGCUGUGCUCCGAGAGCCAGAACAUGAUACGCGACUUUGCCACCAUCAACCUCGUCUCCCAGGCCCACCGCAACUUUGGCGCCGUCGAGGCCAUGCGCCGCAACCUCGAGACCUUCAACGACCGCCUCGCCGCCGUCGAGGCCAUGCUGCAGCAGGACGAGGACGACCGCGAGAACAUGCCCAACCUCCUGCCCAUACACUACGAGCUCACCCAGCUCAGGAAUAUUCGAGACGAUGCUAUCGAGCAGAUCGGACGCGCCGACGACCCCAGCCUACAGUCGACGUUGGAGGAUUAUUUCGAGAGGCUGGACGGUGCUAUCGACUGGUUCGAUGAACACGUCGGCCUGAUCGCGACCAGUCUCAUCAACCUCGUCACGUCCGAGAACAAUGGACUGGUGGUCAGGUUCGCGCUGAUCAUCGAGGCAGAGGAGAAGAGCGACCAGAGGGUCAUGGCCCUGCAAGAGGCGAUGAGGGAUCACAAGGAGAUCGCAUCCAGGUUCCAGGGCAUCACAGACGGUGCCAAAACAGUCAGAGGAUAUAAAGACAAGUUCUUGCUGGCAAUAAAGGCUUUCGGAGAAGCCCAGUUCGGGGCCACCAGGGAAGAGUUCCUGCAGGAUCCCACGAAGCUGGAGAAGCUGCUCAAGUGGUUCUUCAAUGACCUCAAUGCAGUCAAGCUGGGGAUGGUACCGCUCAUGCCCAAGAAGUGGAAGAUUUUCAAGACCUACGGAGAGAUAUAUCACGGGCUCAUGCACGACUUCCUAGUCGGCAUGAUCGAAGACCCCGAGGCCAGCUCGGCCAACACGCUAGAGAUCAUCAACUGGCCCGAGAAGUACUACAAGAAGAUGACCAAGCUCGGCUUCAAGCAGGACGAGCUGAAGCCUCAUGUCAUUGACAACCGGGAGACGGAGCUCGUGCGAGACUUCAGGCAGCUCAUCAUCAAGUUCCUGGACGAGUGGCUGGACCGGAUAUUCAAGCAGGAGAAGAAGGACUUUGCGGAGCGCAACGUCGAGGGCUCGAACCUGGACCAGGACGAGUACGGCUACUUCCGGACGCGGAACCUGGUGGACAUGUGGAGGAUGCUUAGGGAGCAGCUCGACGUGGCCGCCAACUCGCAGCGCACAGACGUGGUGGAGGGCGUCAUCGACGCCAUGUUCCUGCGGCUGCGCGGCAGGCAGCAGAGCUUCCAGCGGAUGCUCGAGGAGGAGGCGCAGCGGUACGAGAGCGGCAAGGAGCCCGAGCUGGAGGGCUUCCAGGCCCUGCAGGACUGGCUCGUGGCCACGGCCAACGACCAGAUCGCCUGCAUCGACGACAACGAGGACGAGGGCCGGCUGGCGUACCUGUCGAGCUUCCGCGAGAAGUUUGAGCCCCUCGUGUCGCAGCAGUACAUGGAGCGCGCCGAGGCCGAGGUGGCGGCCCUGCGCGACGGCUACGUCGACUUCAGCACGUGGUGCAUCACCAAGUUUGCCCACCUCAUCUUCGCCGUCGACUUCCGCGCCGUCAUGCCCGACUUCUUCACGCCGCGCUGGUACACGAGCACGGCCAUGAAGCAGAUGGUGGUCACGUUUGAGGAGUACGUCGGCGACUACCGUCAGGUGCUGCACCACUCGCUCGUCGACAUCUUCAUCGAGAUCUUCUCGGACGAGGUGCUUGCGCGCUACCUGUCGGCCGUGCGCAACAAGGGCGCCCGCUUCCGCCGCGCCGACCAGUUCCAGGACAAGAUCUUCAACGACAUCUCGACCAUCUUCGAGUUCUUCGACGCGCUGCCGAGCCCCGAGGUCGCCGCCCAGCUCAAGCAGCAGUGGCGCGUCACGGAGCACUUCCUCGCCCUGCUCGCCGUCGACAAGGAGGGCCUGCCCGACGCGUUCGAGCAGUUCAAGGCCGCCUACUGGGACCUGCAGAUCAGCUGGGUCGAGGCCGUGCUGCGGUCGCGCGACGACUUUGAGAGGAGCAUGCUCAACGCCGUCAAGGCGCGGGCGGCGCAGAUGUACGUCGACCGGGGGCCCGAGACCAUCAUGAGCAAAGUCAAAUGA